This is a messenger RNA of Rhizophagus irregularis DAOM 181602=DAOM 197198, 599 nucleotides long. The record is from RefSeq and is a predicted model, not a curated record. Lineage: Eukaryota; Fungi; Glomeromycota; Glomeromycetes; Glomerales; Glomeraceae.
AAAAAAAAAAAAUUUUCAUUUUUUUUUUUUUUUGUGAUUGUUGUUUGUUUGAUUGAAUUGGGGCCAAAUGGGAAUAAGUGUAAACAGCCACCAGUGAAAAAAAUGUGAGAGUUACAAAUUAGUGGAUGAUGAUUAAAUGGGGCGAAGGUUUUAUAUUAUUAUAAUAGUAAAUAAUUCCCCUUGAUACCAAACCAUGUCAUAAGUUUUUUUUAAUGUCUUUAAUAGUUUCAUCUAAUCGAUUAUACAAUAGAAUAGAAUCAAUAUUGGCUUUUCUAACAGGAUUUUUUUUUUAAGAUAUUCAUGCUAAAAAUACGCGCAGCCUGCACAAUCGUCAUUACCCCUUUCCCUUCAUUCCGCUUAAUAUUCCGCCCGAUAAACAUGUUAGUCAUAUUUGUAGGAGCUUUCUAUUAUUAUUUUGUCUCUUUUUUUUUUAUUCCACAUUCCACGCCCAUCAACUGUUGAUAUUUCACAAUUUCAUAAUCAAUCUAAUUAUUAUUAUUAUAUUUACAAUAGUUCCUGAAUUCAUAUUCUAAUUCUAUAUUUACAUAUGACACACAACAACAUUAAAUCCUUUUAAAGAUUAUAAAUUAUUUUAUUUU